AAACGCACGUAUAUGUGGGGUUUCUAGAGUUGUAUAAUGGCUCUUCUGCGCAGUGUUGGGCUUCUGGCUCUGCUGCUGGUGUCGGUCCGGUGUCUGAUCCAGGAGCAGCUCUUCGAUUACGGGAUCCGGUUUGGCGACCAGAUUCUGGAUUCUGGAACCGAUUCGGUUCGAGAGCUCGAGCUGGAGCAAACGCUCUUAUUCUUCAAAGGAAAGUUCGACAAAGUUUACGUCAGCACCAAUGGCUUCAUAUCUCUGGCUGAACCCACCGAUGAGUCUGAGUACCUGGGGAAGAUGCCGGCCAGUUUUGGUAUGAUUGCAGCCUUCCUGGGAGAUCUGGACACCACUGAUGGGGCCGGUCACGUCUUUUUCCGCCAGGAUAAAAGCCCUGAUGUGCUCCAGAGAGCCGCAGAGCACAUCGGCCAAGCAUUUCCUUCUGAUGACGGGAUCGAACCCACUCACACCAUCAUCGUCACCUGGGAGAAUGUGGCGCCUCAGUCUGAACGAGGAAGAGGAGAUGAAUAUGAAUAUACGAGAAAUACUUUCCAGCUGGUUGUAGCAAACAUGGAGUCGGCGUCGUAUGCCAUCCUGCUGUAUCCAGAGGAGAGCAUGCAGUUCGGCUCCACUCUCAUGAAUGAUGAGGAUCAGCUGGUUGAAGUCGGCUUCAAUGAAGGGAAGGUGGCUGGCUGGUUCAGCUGGGGGUCCACUCAAGGAGCUUACUAUCGCAUCACUCAAGACAGCGAGGAGUCAAUAAGCGCUCUCGUCACGACUGAGCAGACUAUGGUGGACACUCCGGUGCCCGAGCCGUCCGUCCCGUGGAAUCGACCUCACGAGGAGCUUCUGACCUCCGAACCUCCGAAUGAAUCGCUCACCAGUCCAGAGCCGUUCGCAGAGUCGUCGACGCCGGACGAGCCUCAGUAUCGUUACGUUCAUCCACGACCGAAGACACCUCAACAACAACAACCGCAAAACCCACAGGUGCUGAUCAUCGACGAGGACGAGCUGAACAUCGACGUGUUUUCUUAUAAUUACGAGACGUGCUCCAGUAACAAGCACAAGUGCUCUGUGUUCGCCGACUGCAGAGAUUACGCUGCCGGAUACUGCUGUCACUGCAAACCUGGUUACUACGGCAACGGCAAGGAUUGUGUCGCCGAAGGCAAGCCUCAGAGGAUGAACGGGAAGGUCAAUGGCAGGAUCUACGUUGGUGAUUCUCCGUCUCCUGUGGAGUUUUCUAACAAUGAUCUGCACUCGUAUGUGGUGACUAACGACGGCCGGGCGUAUAUCGCCAUCAGCAGCAUCCCAUCCAGCGUCGGCCCGUCUCUGCAGCCCCUGCUGGCUCUGGGCGAAACCAUCGGCUGGGCCUUUGCUCUGGAGCAGCCCGACUACCAGAACGGCUUCAGCAUCAUCGGAGGGGUUUUCACGCGACAGGCCGAGGUCGUCUUCCAGCCCGGGAACGAGCGGCUAAGCAUCAGGCAGGAGUUCGGCGGCAUCGAUGAACACGAUCAUCUGCUGAUCAGCACCGAACUGGACGGCAGGAUUCCAGAGGUGCCUCGAGGAGCCAUGGUCCAGAUCGAGCCCUACAGCGAGAUUUACCAGCACUCCAGCAACCUGAUCACGUCCUCGUCACGGCGGGAUUACACCGUUAGCAUGCCGGACGGUAGCGUUCGCACACACAGCUACCUGUGGACACAGAGCAUCAAGUUCCAGAGCUGCCCUCACGAGGAGGUCCUGAGCGCUGUGCCGGCGAGCCAACAGCUCAGCGUCGACCAGAUCUUCGUCAUGUACGACUCCAGCAACCAGCUGAUCCGCUUCGCCAUGAGCAACAAGAUCGGCUCCAUCCACAGCGGGAUCCCGGAGCAGAAUCCCUGUUUCACCGGGAGACACGGAUGCGACACUAACGCCGUCUGUCGUCCCGCUCAGGGAAAAGAGUUCAGCUGCGAAUGCGCCGCUGGAUUCAUUGGCGACGGACGGGUUUGUUACGAUGUUGAUGAGUGUUCAGAAAGCCCUCGGAUCUGCGGUCCGUACAGCAUCUGCAACAACCAGCCGGGAUCUUUCCGCUGUGAAUGUCUGGAUGGUUUUCAGUUCGCCGGCGACGGACGGACGUGUGUCGAGACGGAGCGUCCCGUGGAUCACUGUCAGAGAGGAACACACGACUGCGAUGCUCCCGAACGCGCCCGAUGCAGCUACACAGGAGACUCGUCUUAUAUCUGCUUGUGUCUGCCGGGCUUCUCUGGAGACGGACGGGCGUGUCAGGAUACUGAUGAGUGCCAGCCGGGCCGUUGCCAUAGCGAUGCCAUCUGCCACAACACCCAGGGCUCCUUCACCUGUCAGUGCCGGCCUGGUUUCCACGGCGAUGGCUUCAGCUGCACACCUGGAUCCGAUGAAGAGCAGACGGCGUGUGAGCGUCACAGAGAAGCAGCUCAGGCCUCGUCCUCUUCCUCGGGCGGAUACUUCUUCUUCCGUCCGCGUCCGGCCGUCGGUCAGUAUGUGCCCAGCUGUGACGCUUACGGUGCUUACGAACCCCUGCAGUGUGACGCCAGCGUGGGUCAGUGCUGGUGCGUCGACCCGUCCGGACAGGAGCUUCCCGGAUCCAGAGCCCAACCGAGCAGCAGACCCAUGUGUAUUGAUCACAAUGUGGCUCCGCCCCUCAUUGGCCCCACCCCCAGAACUGACAUCAGUCCUCUGACUCCUGGAGCAAACCUCUUAUUUGCCCAAAGCGGCAAGAUCGAUCACAUCCCGCUGGAUGGCAACCGGAUGAUCAAAGACGAGUCGAGGACCGUUCUGCACGUACCUGGUAAAGUGGUGAUCGCGCUGGCGUUCGACUGCGUGGAGCAGAUGAUCUUCUGGUCUGAAAUCACUCAGCCCUCCAUCAGCAGAGCGAAGCUGCAGGGAGGAGAAACCUCGGUCCUCGUCGCUAAAGAUCUGGGCAGCCCUGAAGGAAUCGCCAUCGAUCACAUGUCCAGAAACAUGUACUGGACCGACUCCAUACUGGACCGCAUCGAGGUGUCCAGACUAGACGGCAGUCAGCGGCGCCUCGUCUUUGACAGUGACCUUAUCAACCCGCGACCGAUCGUCGCUGACCCCGCCUACGGAUACCUGUACUGGUCCGACUGGAACCGAGACGGGCCCAAGAUCGAGCGCUCCGGUUUGGACGGCAGCGACAGGACAGUGCUGGUGCAGGAUGGGCUGGGGCUGCCCAACGCUCUGACCUUUGACCCCCAGAGCAAGCAGCUCUGCUGGGCAGACGCAGGAACCCGUAAGGUGGAGUGUGUCGAUCCGUUCUCUCGUCUCAGGAGGACACUGACCGAAGGGAUUCAGUAUCCGUUCGCCGUCGUGUCUUACGGCAGAAACCUCUACUACACCGACUGGAGAAGGGAAGCAGUGGUUGCUAUGGACCGUCAUGAUGGGAUGGAGGUGGAGGAGUUUCUUCCUCAGAGACGUUCACGUACAUACGGCAUCGCUAUGACUUACCCACAAUGCCCUGCAGGCGUGAACUACUGCUCUCGUGAUAACGGAGGCUGCUCUCAUCUCUGUCUGCCGCGGCCGGGCGGAUUCACCUGCCGCUGUCCCGACGCCAGAGACGGCUCGUGUGUCGAACGGGACGAGAAUUUCUGAGAGACACUGAGGACUGAAGAGGGAAUGACUUGUGUUCCUUCCGCUCGGAUCAAGAUAAUCAAUACAGUAGGGAUGCACUAGAUUCAUAUCGCAUCUGCCACUAUCAGUGUUCUUCGUCAUUCUGUCAGUCUGAUGAGGGUGAUAACAGACGCAGAUAAUAUCAGGGAUUGACUUUCUUCAGUCUUUCAACAGUAAUGAACAGUUCAGUAUGGAAGCUUGUUUACACCACGGAAUAAAAAAAUAAGAAAGGUAAUUGCGACUUUUCUCGCAGUUGUAAGUUUACAUCGCAAAAUUCUGACUUUUUUAUUGGAACUCGGAGUUU
This is a messenger RNA of Sinocyclocheilus rhinocerous, 3934 nucleotides long. Its product is annotated as nidogen-1-like. Gene Ontology annotation, molecular function: calcium ion binding; Wnt-protein binding; Wnt receptor activity. The record is from RefSeq and is a predicted model, not a curated record. Lineage: Eukaryota; Metazoa; Chordata; Actinopteri; Cypriniformes; Cyprinidae. Bases 37 to 3612 code for a protein of 1191 amino acids. Gene Ontology annotation, biological process: canonical Wnt signaling pathway; cell-matrix adhesion. Gene Ontology annotation, cellular component: plasma membrane. The transcript is spliced from 21 exons.